Molecule: messenger RNA, 2139 nt
Organism: Cornus florida
Lineage: Eukaryota; Viridiplantae; Streptophyta; Magnoliopsida; Cornales; Cornaceae
Product: beta-amyrin 16-alpha-hydroxylase CYP87D16-like
Exons: 9
Coding region: 478-1902 (474 amino acids)
Biological process (GO): sterol metabolic process
Molecular function (GO): heme binding; iron ion binding; oxidoreductase activity, acting on paired donors, with incorporation or reduction of molecular oxygen
Source: RefSeq, a predicted model, not a curated record
UGCCAGAUAAUGGCGGUUCUGAUUUCAAAUGUCAUUAUGUGAUUACACUAUGCUUUUCUUUUUUGAGAGUAGUGGGAUUAGAGGAUAAGAAAUUGAAUGCAUCCCUAAUACAGUACUAUGAGUACUGACAAGAAACAUGUUAAAAAGAUAGUAAUAAAUAAAUUAAAAAAAAGAAAAAGAAAAAGGAAAGAAAGGGGUAAUUUUAAAUGGUGGGUGCAUGAAAGUGAGAUUUAGGCUUGUGACUUUUUCCCAUUUUCGGGCAACAUAAAAUGCUUCAAACACAUGAUCAUGGUCAGUCUCUUUAUAUAUAUAUACAAGUUCAGUUUCUUGUAUAUUUUCAUUCACAAUUUAGUCACUUCCUUGCUUGUUUUGUGUAGCAUCCUUGCUUGCCACUUUCUUUUUUUCUUGUUAAGUUAUGCUAUAGUUUCUAUCAGUUUAGACACAUUUCCAUAUAUAUAUAUAUAUAUAUAAAUCAAAAUGUUGUCUGUUGGAUUAUUGUGUGUUGUAGCAGUAGUUACCAUUUGCAUUAGUCACUGGAUAUACAAAUGGAGGAAUCCCAAAUGCAAUGGAGUGCUUCCACCAGGUUCAAUGGGCCUCCCUGUUAUUGGGGAGGCUCUUCACUUAAUCAUUCCCAGUUACUCUCUGGAUUUGCCACCUUUCUUAAAACAUAGACUCAUAAGAUACGGGGAAAUUUUUCGAACAAAUGUGGCAGGUCGUGCUGUUAUUGUAUCAGCUGACCCUGAAUUCAACUACUUUCUCCUUCAGCAACACGGAAAGUUGGUUGAAUCAUGGUCUAUGGACACAUUUGCAAAAAUUUUCGGACAAGACUCUAGGGUUAAUCGUGCUGAUGUUCGUAAUUAUACAAGAAACUUGGCCUUGAAUCACUUUAGUGCAGAAGCCAUCAGAGAGAAGCAGCUUCUUCCUCAGCUUGAUGAAGUGGUUCGAAAAACUCUUCGUGCUUGGUCGAGACAGGACUCUGUUGAAAUGAAAAGCGUGGCUGCAGAAAUGGUUCUAGACUUUGGAGCAAAGCAGCUAUUUAGCUAUGAACCCGAAGAGUCACCUGUGAAGCUAAGUGACUUGUUCAGAGAUUUCGGACAAGGUCUAAUGUCCCUUCCCUUGGACAUCCCCGGCACUGCACACCAUAGAUGUUUGAAGAUUCACAAAAAGGUGUCAGAGAUGAUGGGGAAUGAGUUGAGAAGGAGGCUCAUGUCAACCGAGAGGCAUCAAGGAGACAUGCUUGAUCAUUUCAUUCGAGACAUGAACUCUGAGCAGUUCAUAACAGAGGAUUUCAUUGUUAAGCAUUUAUUCAAGUUUUUAUUCACCAUCUUUGAUUCGGUUUCAACAUCAAUAGCAUUAGCUUUAAAGUUACUUACAGAACACCCUUUUGUGUUAGAGGAAUUAACUGCUGAGCAUGAGGCGAUCCUCAAAAACAGAGAGAAUUCUGAUUCUCCAAUCACAUGGGAAGAAUAUAAAUCGAUGACAUUUACACUACAGGUAAUCAAUGAAACUCUUAGGUUGGCAAAUAUAUCACCGGGGUUGUUUCGAAAAGCAUUAAAAGAUAUCAAAAUAAAAGGAUACACAAUUCCUGAAGGAUGGGUAAUUUUGCUUGCUACUUCUGCUCUUCACCUGAACUCUGACAAAUUUGAGAAUCCACUCGAAUUCAACCCAAGGCGUUGGAAGGACCUUGAGUCAUCUGUUUUGGCUAAGAACUUCAUGCCAUUUGGAUCAGGCUUGAGACAAUGUGCAGGUUCAGAGUAUAGUACGGUGUUUAUUGCCACCUUUCUCCAUGUCUUGGUCACAAAAUACAGAUGGACAAAAAUCAACGGAUGUGAGGUUACGCGAUCUCCUAUUAUAAGAUUUCCAAACGGAUUUCACUUCAAAGUCUCUGAAGAGAAUACAUAGUUGAAGGCUUCUCUAUUUUCAGUUCUUGGAAUCCUUUGAAUAAUUCCUUACAAAAGAAAAAUUGAAGAGUUGGCUAUUUUCAGUUCUUAGAAUUCCUUUGAAAGGAGAAAUGAUGGGAGGAUUUCCAAGCUAUUUUAGGGGCUUUGGUGGUUGUUGUUGUUAUUGUUUCUGUAAAUGUAGCAUCUUGGUGGACAUGUCAGACAAAUGUAUUGUUGAGAAUAAAAUCUUUAUGAGUAA